Molecule: messenger RNA, 1851 nt
Organism: Penicillium robsamsonii
Lineage: Eukaryota; Fungi; Ascomycota; Eurotiomycetes; Eurotiales; Aspergillaceae
Exons: 3
Coding region: 1-1851 (616 amino acids)
Source: RefSeq, a predicted model, not a curated record
AUGGCCAGGGGUAUGACAGCAGUCCAGUCUCGCACACAAUCCAAGGAGACCAUCUCCUUUCCUGUUUUGACCUAUACCGAUGCGUUGCCGCGGAACGACCUUCAGUCUCUCGAGGCCUCACAGCGUCCCAUUCAGCCAAUGAUUGAAAAAUGGGAUUUCAGUCAGCCCUCUGCGGGAGAUGGCUGGUUCAGGAAGCCACCCCCGGACCAAGGCGCGACUUUCGACUUUCGCCUAACAGCGCCACCAGACGAAGCCAUUCAAUCUACCCGACCAGGGCGUACCCAAACGGAGCAACACAUGAUUGGCAUUGCGCUGGGCAGUCCUGGCAUGUUGGAUAAAGACGAGCCUCUGCCGCUCCCCAGAUUUGAUACAUCUAUGUUUGCAGAAAGAGAUUCGGCCAAUAAGCCUAGCAAGUGGAAGAAGAUUGGCGGAUUCUUCAAGGCAAAGAAUGCGUUUACAUCGCCUCCGGAUGCCCCACAAGAAACCACCUUCAAGCCACAAAUCAACAAAGAUAAACUACCAGAGAAACCGCACAAAGCAAGACUGAGAAAGAACUCGACAGAGGAAUGGCCGAAGCUUGAGGUCGAUCCUAGGAAGAUGCCUAUGCCUGGUCGAAGCGAUCAAACUCCACUGCGGAGUCGAAACAUUUCACUCAGCAAUAAGGCACCCACGGAGGAACCAAGCACCCAGGGCCUGUUACUGAGUGUCGACAUCCCAGAUAUUCAGAUGGAGCGGUACAGUGUCAUGUUCAGCAAUGUCGUCCACAAGAACCAAAAGCCUUCACUGCUGGCCAGGAGGGCCAAGACAUUGGACAACCUUCGCGUACCAGAUGCAAAUGGUUUCCUAAGAUCACCUACACCACCGCCAAUGCCCCAACGCCGGGCGACAUCACCAGCCCGAUCAAGCUUCACCUUGUUUCCAGCUUCUCAGCCUUCGAAGGCGGCCCAGGUACUCGGCACACAGAAUUUCUCCCGUGGGCCGAGCCCACUGGUCAGAGCAAACACACUCCCUACCGAGAGCCCAUCGAAGAUGCCUCCACCACAGCUCCACCAUGGUUCAAAUAUGGGGAGCAUGUCAUCGUUCGAGUCACCCGUAAUUCCAAAGCUCUUCACUGAGCGUUCCAAUACACCACGCUCCUCUAGUAGCUACGACAAGCCUCUUCCUGCUAUCAAACCGGAGUCACAGACUGCCCAAUUACAGAAGAGUGCUCAGCCAGAAAAAGAAAACUCCAUCCCCGCAGAAGACUCGGCCACAGCAGAGCGUCCAACCGCACAAUACUAUUGUAACAAAACCGGAAAACAGCCUCGGGUUACUUCGCCAGAAAACAAGACAAAACAUCAGCCCAAUACGACAUCAAACCACCACAGGACCAACGAUUCAGUGCGACCGCAUCUCAAAGUCCAAACCGAAGGCCGACCACCACCACUCGCAAAGGACACACUCUCUAGCAGUUCAUCUAGAAGCUCUCCUUCAGCAUUAAACCCGACCCAGAGCAAGAUUGACCGAAUUAUGUCCCCAUCAUCAGCAUCAACUGGUCCUAAAUCCGGUGUAUCGCCAUCAGAGUCCACGCGCAUGCCAUUCGCCGAUCCCGUUGGGACCACUGACACCGCUGAGAAGGAACCUGCACCCGGGCCUCGACGUCCUAUCCCAAAGGUUGAGGUCUCAAUAGCACGCUCUGUCUCCGUCUCGCGGGCGAAGCGGCAGGUUCUAGUUCCCAUUGGCAUGAAGAUUGACCACUUAAACCCGGACGAGCGGGUUGUGCAUAGAAGACCUCUGACGCCGCAGAUUACAGAUGCUCACCGGGGCCAUCGGCCUGGCGUCUCGCAGGAGUUGCGGAUAGAAUGUCUGUGA